CGCCUUUUUCUGGCCCGGGCUCCUGUGCCUGCUCGGUGCCGCACGGGUGGGCCGCGCCGGCGCCGGCUGCGAGCUGGAGGGCUGGGUCAGCGACCAGGCGGCGCCUGGCGGGGGCGAGGAUGGCUACCACGUGCUGUGCGUCCUCGAUGCCAGCGUGGCGCUCGUGUACCAGGGCGGCGUGGCGAGCGAGGCGCCCCUGCGCGUGACCCUGGACGGCGACGGCGGGGACGCCCUGCGCGCGAGCCUCGGUGGCGUCCUGAGGUUUGGAGAAACGAUCCAGUACGAGGUGCAAGGGAAGCCGCCGAUGAAGUGGAAGAGGCGCCCCUGGGCGCUGUUCACCGCCAAGGGGCAGCAGUUGCCCGUCGGGAAGGAGGCCGCCCUGCUGGCCAAGGCCUUCCAGAGCCGGCGGAGGCCCAUGACGCUGCUGCUCUUCGAGGGGGGCGCCUGGCGCUGGCCGACGAUCCGCGUGGGCUACGAGAGGCCCGUCAUGAGGGGCAUCAAGCUGACCACAGUGGCCCGCCAGCCUGCCCUGUUCGAGGUGGUCAUCGACCGCGACAGGGCCACCGCGGCCGACGGCGGCGGCGAGGGCGAGGAGCAGCUCAGCAGGGGGCUCCUGUCCGACGUUGUCGAGGUGGCGAAGCCCCAGCUGGCGAAGCAGCAGAACUCCGGCGGGGUCCGGACCAGCCAGCAGGCGUUCCUCGAGUACGACCGGGACCCCAAGCUGCAGACCCUCCGCGAGGGCACCGCGCUCCUGGCGCGGGUCCCGGAGGAGAACCUGGAGAGCCUGCAGGUGGUGAGAUACAGCACGGACCAGUUCUACGACGCCCACCGCGACUACUGGGACCCUCGGGAGUUCCCGAACCCGAAGCAGUUCACCGACAGAGAUGGCUACUGGAAUCAGCGGCACGCGACGCUGCUGUGGUACCUGCAGAUGCCGGAGGCGGGUGGCCAGACGUGGUUCCCCAGGGCUUCGGGCGGCCUUACCGGCCGAUACCCUACGGCGCGUGGCUCGCGUGCGACGGCCGGGGCGCGAGCGUGCACCCGACCAACGCCUCCGCGGUGCUGUUCUACAACCUGA
Prorocentrum cordatum is the source of this 1078-nucleotide messenger RNA. Lineage: Eukaryota; Dinophyceae; Prorocentrales; Prorocentraceae. The record is from the annotation of a GenBank genome assembly.